Anolis carolinensis (green anole) is the source of this 4246-nucleotide messenger RNA. RefSeq lists its product as uncharacterized. The transcript has 2 exons. Bases 1 to 1026 code for a protein of 341 amino acids. NCBI's taxonomy places the organism in Eukaryota, Metazoa, Chordata, Lepidosauria, Squamata, Anolidae. Gene Ontology annotation, biological process: regulation of transcription by RNA polymerase II. The record is from RefSeq and is a predicted model, not a curated record. Gene Ontology annotation, cellular component: nucleus. Gene Ontology annotation, molecular function: DNA-binding transcription factor activity, RNA polymerase II-specific; RNA polymerase II cis-regulatory region sequence-specific DNA binding.
AUGCUUUGUGGGAUAUUGAAUCCAAGGAACGUUACCGAACGAAAGAGGAAGCCCAAGUUCUCCAGGGAGGAAUUGGACAUUCUGGUCACUGAAGUGACAUGGAACGAAGCCAGGCUGUUUGGAAGGGAGACAAUACGUCUAUCCCAUAGAGAAAGGGAAAAGAUAUGGGAAGGUAUAGCCAGAAAGAUCACAUCGGUGAGUGAAGUCCCCAGGUCUGUGAAAGAUAUUAAGCACAGAUGGGAUGACAUGAAGAGAAGGACCAAAGACAAACUGGAGUUUAUGCAGAGGUCCCUCUCCAGUCCCAGCAGCCCAGGGAGGCCCUCGGCCAUUGUCCUGACCGCCCACGAGCGAGCCAUCGAGUCGACGCUACAUUUGUCACACCACAUACACGGCUUCCGGAGAGCGGAUCUGGACGUGGUUGACAGCCCAUCAACAAGCAGUGAUGAAGGUGAGGAAGUCCCAGGCCCUUCGUGUCAACAUGGAUUUUCAUCACUACAGAAGGGAACAGAAGAAACUGAUCAUCUCUCUAUACCAUCUUUCCUUAAUUCCUCAUCUCUAUUGGAUCACUCGGAUAUUAUUAGCCAAAGGCAAAAAUCAAAGCACCCAAAUUCAUGUUCCCCUUCCACCAGUGGGCCUUCUCAGCCACAUGCCCAAAGUCCACUUUUCUGUGGCUUCGGAGAUCAGCUGCUUGACACCCACCUGCAACAGACUGACCUACUCAGACAAUUUUGUCAAGAUUUGGUAGCAGUCCAUAGAGACAUGGCAAAUAGCAUGCUUGUAAUCAGCCAGAGAGUGCCUGAUUUGACUGGACAUGUUAUCCAGAUGUGCCAGACUUUGACUCAUAUCAAGAAUGAGCUUCAAAAUGUGAACAGUGGUCAAAUCUCUAACAGUAGGCAGGGGGCUAACCAGCUGACAGCAGCAUCAGAAAGCCCUUCUGAACUUAAGGUAGAGCUUAACCAAAGUUAUCCUAAGCAAACUCCUCUUGUUCUGACUACUAGGUCACAAAAGAGAAAGCACCAUUUCUAGCACUCUUGACAUUAAACCGAAGCAAUGUUAGCUGUUGUUGCAUUAAGAAAUGCAACUGUGUAUGAUUAUUGGGAAAUUUCGUCAGAGUUUAUUUAUUUAUUUAUUUAUUUAUUUAUUUACAGCAUUUAUAUUCCACCCUUCUCACCUCGAAGGGGACUCAGGGCGGAUCACAUUACACAUAUAGGCAAACAUUCAAUGCCUUUUAACGUAGAACAAAGACAGACAAACAUAGGCUCCAAGCGGGCCUCGAACCCAUUAUCUCCUGGUCAGAGUGAUUCAUUGCAGUGAUUCAUUGCAGCUGCUCUCCAGCCUGCACCGCAGCCCGAGCUCCCCUUAAGAGUUCCCCUUAAGAGUGAUAAAUUAUGGCACCUCAACAGUAGGCUUGGAAAUAUAUAGUGCCUAACGUGUAGAACAUGCCUUGGAAAUAAAUUAAUAAAAAUAAUGAAAUUUGAGGGCCACAAUACAAUACAAAACCUAGGUGCAUACAGACUGAUUUCCAUAGCCUUUAAUACUCAGGAAACAUUACUUAUAAUUUAUUGCACUUAAAAUAAUGGCGCAAUUCACAAAAUGUAUUUUUCUCACUGUCUUUGGCAGCUUCUCAUUCCAUUUACUGUCUUCCCACAACAGAGUCUCCUACUUCUAUCAGAUUUUAAACCUCUUUCCCAACAAUGUACAUCUCUCACAUUUUCCUUUAAAGUCCUUUCUCAAUAAUGCACAUUUUCCCCACUCGCUUUUUGCUGUCAGAUUAUAAAGCUCCUUUAAGGCACGUCUUUCCCAUUCUCUUUCUGCUUUCAGAUUUUAAACCUCUUUUCUUUUAAAAAGGAUUUUAAAAACUGUCUAGAGUCUUUGUAGUGGGAAAGUGGGAAAAUGGGUGAUGGGCUGGGUCUUUUGACUGGAAAGGUAUCUUUUUUUUUUUUUUUUUUGGCGGGGAGGGCUUAUGAUGUUUGCCAUUUUUUACUUUGCACUUUGGGAGACCCUAACCUUCUUGAAUAUGAAGGGCCAACUAUAUACCUAAAAUAUUUGUUAAAAAAUAAGCAAAUGGCCUCUUUCAAAGCUUCCAAACACUCAUCCAGCAUACUGAAUUUCAUAUAUAUAUAUAUAUAUAUAUAUAUGUGUGUGUGUGUGUGUGUGUGUGUGUGUGUGUGUGUGUGUGUUCCCAGUGGUAGAAAAAUUCCAGCCAUUUCAGGUAAUCUUAUAUUGUUGUAAUACAUGAAAAUGUGUUUAGAUAACGCUCCCUGAAAAUCAGUUGCAUUGAAAUUGUGUGUAAGCAACAUGUCUUCAAGAAGGACAUGUUGAUGUAAUUACAAUUUUUCAAAACAGUAUUAUUGCAGUAUAUCUACUGCUUAUAGCAUGCUGUACUGUAUCAAAAAUUGCCUGUGAGAAUUGUGGAAUGAGUUGUUUUUGCAAAAGCAGCUGAAGCAAUCUCUUAUACUGGUUUUGUAACACCAGUUUUGCCCUCCUGAUUUUUUCAGAUUUUUAUUUAUAUUGUAGGUUAUAUCAGAUACAAUUCUGUCUUUGUGAUAGCACAGAUUUGCUGGUUUUGAUUUUCUUUGCCAAUUUACUGUUUAAGAUAAUGACAAGCAAAUGGAAAUAAAAGUUUUCACUUAUCACCCCAAAGUGAUAUUUAAAAACUCAAAUACAUCUGCAGUGUAUCUCAGCAGGGCCUCUGUGGACAUUUUGAAUCAAAUAAGCAUUGCAUUUCUUUAAAGCAGGGGUCCUCAAACAUUUAAAGCAGAGGGCCGGUCCACAAUCCUUCGGACUGUGGAGGGGCCGAAUUAUCAUUUGGAAAAAACCGAACAAAUUCCUCUGCACACUGCACAUGUCUUAUUUGUAGUGCAAAACAACAACAAUGAAAGAACAAUAAAAUGUUUAAAAAUGAAAACAAUUGUAACCAACAUAAACCUAUCAGGAUUUCAAUGGGAAGUGUGGGCCUGCUUCUGGCCAAUGAGAUAGUCAAGUGAAUUAAGAUUGUUGUUGUUGUGUGCCUUCAAGUCAUUUCAGACUUUGGGCGAGUGUAAGUCUAAAAUUAUUUAUUUAUUCAUUUACUACAUUUAUUUAUUACAUUUAUAUCCCGCCCUUCUCACCCCAAAGGGGACUCAGAGAAGCUGUAUGUACAUACAAUAUAGUAUAUUAUUAGCAUAGCAUAAUAUUAGCAUUAUGUAUUACUAUAUUGAACUAUACCACUAUACUGUAAUAUUAUAUGUAAUAUAUAAUGUAUAAUUAAUAUUAUAUGGUAAUGUUAUUAGUAUUAUAUUGUAUAACAUUAUAAUAUUAUUAUCAAUAUUAUAUGUAUAUACAAUAUAUUAUAUUAUUAAAAUGAUAUAAAAAUAUUAUAUUAUAAAACUGAGGUCAAGGGCCAGGUAAAUGACCUUGGAGGGCCGCAUCCGGCCCCCGGGCCUUAGUUUGGGGACCCCUGCUUUAAAGUAUAGAAUAUUUGAUCUGCAUGUGAACCAUACCUGCAUCAUACCUGCAUCUCUUCUGCUACUACAUGUAAAGUAUAACUCACCACAAAAAUCAUAUACAAAAGAUAAUGCCCUUAAGGCACAAUUGCAGAAAAGCAUAUUCUUUAAAGCCCUGUUUGUAGCAAGCCAAAGAUAAACAUAGUGAGACUGUGACCAGACUGCCUUUACACACAUUAUCACAGAGGAAGCAUUUGACAACAAAGAGGAAUUCAUGUUACCUAAGAUAUAUAUAUCAAGAGUGCAUUUAAUCUCAUUAAGCAUUUGUAUAGAUUUUGAGCCAGGUACAGCGUGAGCUAAUUUCAAGUUAAUGUGAAGUAAAUAAUGCAGGUCUUAUCCUCUAGGCAUUCCACCUCCAAAGUAAAGCAAUUUAGACUGUUAGCUUCACAAAGCUUCAUUUUGCUUAUUAACUCUGAAAAGUAUCAUACGUUUUAAUGGUAUAUGGAUUGAAUAAACCGAGUGCCAUUAGUAACUCACCCCUGAUGUCUUGAGUUGCCCCACCAAUAUUUAUUUGCAUGUUAUACUUUUGUGGAGUGAGGUGGGUUAUAAAUUCUACAAUUUAUUUUUUUAUGUGGUAUAUGAAAUACUUUAUUUGUAUCAUCCCAAUAAGGAUGUUUCUUUUUAUGUGAUGCUUUAAAAAUCUGGUAUGUUUUAAGUGCCCUGAAUAAUUGCUGUGCUUGACCUGAUGUUAUUUAAAUAUGGUGGAAAUAUAUCUUUAUGGCUAUUUUUAUUAACAAUAAAUGUGUAAUGCCUACAUCUCA